Molecule: messenger RNA, 408 nt
Organism: Vicia faba (fava bean)
Lineage: Eukaryota; Viridiplantae; Streptophyta; Magnoliopsida; Fabales; Fabaceae
Source: the annotation of a GenBank genome assembly
AUGAAAAUGGCUUCAGAGCUUGCGUACAACAUGUUCAAAGCUUCAUCUGUUUUUUCUUUCGUCUCUGCUGGAUUGGGUGAUGUAUUAGCCAUAGGUAGUUCUUUUAAGAAUAUGGAUGCUUGGAUAGAAAAGGCUGAAGCUCUGGAGCUGAAGUGCCCGUGUGACCGAGCCGAAAGAUGUCCUCAAAAUGUAAAGAAGUGGUAUAAGAUUUCUUUUGACUCUGUUGGGGAAAAGGCAUGCCAGAUGGAAAAGUACCAAAAAUAUGCAGAGGCUUUGAAAACCCUUCAAGAUGAGGUGGUCGGUCUAAGACAUACGCUCAAUAAUGCUCUUCAAUAUACUAUGCAGGAAUUGCUCAAGUCCGAGAACAAGUGGUUGAGCGGGCAAGGAAGUUCUACUCAGAUGUUGUGA